AUGUCGAUUCGGGCUCUGAUUCUCGGCGCGGGUGGCCGCGAGCACGCGCUUGCGCUCCACCUCCUGCGCUCUGAUCGUGUGGAACACGUGUAUGUGGCGCCCGGAAACGGCGGCACGGCCGUGCUGGGCAACCGCUGCUCGAACCUCGCCGAACCGAAAGCGUCGGGCGACUUUAGCGCCAUUGCGCAAUGGGCGCGCGAGAACAAGGUGAACCUUGUUGUGCCGGGCCCCGAGGCGCCGCUCGUCGAGGGCGUCGAGGAGGCGUUCCGCAAGGUCGGCAUCCCAGUCUUUGGUCCGUCGCCGACCGCCGCCCAGAUGGAGGGCUCCAAGAAGUUUGCCAAGGAGUUUAUGGACCGGCACAAGAUUCCCACCGCCGCUUUCCGCUCCUUCACCUCGAGUGAGGUCGAGGCGUGCAUGGCGUACAUCAAGGAGCUCGGCGGCGCGCACGCCGUCGUCCUCAAGGCCAGCGGCCUCGCGGGCGGCAAGGGCGUCCUCCUCCCAGAGACCGAGGAGGAGGCGCGCGAGGGCGUCGAGGACCUCCUCGUGAAGAAGGUGUUUGGUGACGCGGGCGACUCGCUCGUCAUCGAAGAGCGCCUCGAGGGCUCCGAGCUUUCGGUGCUCGCCUUCUCGGACGGCUACACGGUGCGUGCGCUGCCCGGCUGCCAGGACCACAAGCGCAUCGGCGAGGGGGACACGGGCCUGAACACGGGCGGCAUGGGCGCGUACUGCCCGACGCCCGACGGCACCGCGCCGGGUAUGGAGGAGACGAUCCGCAACGAGGUUCUCCUGCCGACCAUUGCGGGUAUGCGCAAGGAUGGCUAUCCGUUUGUCGGCAUGCUUUUCGUCGGCCUCAUGCUCACGCCCAAGGGCCCCAAGGUGCUCGAGUACAACGUGCGCUUUGGCGACCCUGAGACCGAGGCCGUGCUCGAGCUGCUCGAGCCGGCCGGCGCGCUGGCCGACAUUCUUAUGGCGUGUGUCGAGCGCCGCCUCGACUGCGCCGAGUUCUCCAUCCGCCCGGGCUACGCGGUGAGCGUCGUCGUGGCGAGUGGCGGUUACCCCGGCAAGUACCCCACGGGCCUGCCGAUCACCUUUAACAAGGUGCCGGAGGGCGUCACGGUCUACCACGCCGGCACGCGCGUCGAAAAGGGCGAAGUGGUCACCGCCGGCGGCCGUGUGCUCGCCGUGUCGGCGACCGGUGCGACGCUCGAGGACGCACUCAAGCUCGCGUACGCGGGCAUCGACGCGAUCCACUUUGACAAGAUGGUCUUCCGCCGCGACAUUGCGCACCGCGCGCUGCACGCGGCCAAGGCGCAGGGGCUGACGUACGCUGCGGCCGGCGUCGACAUUGAUGCGGGCAAUGCACUGGUCGAGCGCAUCAAGCCGCACGCCAAGAGCACGCAGCGCAUGGGCUGCAUGGGUUCGCUCGGCGGCUUUGGCGGUGUGUUUGACCUGCGCGCGGUCCAGUUCCGCGACCCGCUGCUGGUCUCCGGCACGGACGGCGUCGGGACCAAGCUGCGCGUCGCCCUCGACUACCACAAGCACGACACGAUCGGCAUCGACCUCGUGGCGAUGUCGGUCAACGACCUCGUCGUGCAGGGCGCGCAGCCGCUCUACUUCCUCGACUACUACGCGUGCUCGAAGCUCGACGUGAGCACCGCCUCGGACGUCAUCGCAGGCAUUGCCGAGGGAUGCCGUCAGGCAGAGUGCGCGCUCAUCGGCGGCGAGACGGCCGAGAUGCCGGGCAUGUACGUCGGCGACGAGUACGACGUCGCGGGCUUUGCGGUCGGCGCAGUCGAGCGCACUGCGAUCCUCCCCAAGCUGAGCGAGAUGAGCACUGGCGACAAGCUCAUCGGCCUGCGCAGCAGCGGCGCACACUCGAACGGAUACUCGCUCCUGCGCAAGUGCGCGGCGCGUGCCAACAUCCCCCUCGACGCGCCGUGCCCAUGGGGCAAGCCGGGCGCAGUGGUGAACGGCGUCGAGACGCCGGCGACGCUCGGCGACGCGCUCCUCGCGCCGACGCGCAUCUACAUCAAGGCCCUCGCGCACGUUCUCCACUCGACCGAGCACGACGUCUUGGGCCUCGCGCACAUUACCGGCGGCGGCUUUACCGAGAACGUGCCGCGGACGCUGCCCAAGGGGCUCGGAGCGCACAUUGACCUCACCGCCUGGACACGCCCGCCGCUCUUUGCAUGGAUCCAAAAGGCGGGUCAGGUCGAGCCCGCCGAGAUGGCGCGCACCUUUAACAACGGUAUCGGCAUGGUGCUUGUCGUGCCGGCCGACAAGGUCGACGCGACCCUUGCGAAGCUCAAGCAGUCGGGCGAGGAGGGUGUCGUCAUGGGCGAACUUACGGGCACGCCCGGCGUGACGUACAGUGGCCUCGAGUCAUGGGCGAACUAG
Malassezia japonica is the source of this 2397-nucleotide messenger RNA. RefSeq lists its product as uncharacterized. Gene Ontology annotation, biological process: 'de novo' IMP biosynthetic process; adenine biosynthetic process. Gene Ontology annotation, cellular component: cytosol. The transcript has 2 exons. Gene Ontology annotation, molecular function: metal ion binding; ATP binding; phosphoribosylamine-glycine ligase activity. The record is from RefSeq and is a predicted model, not a curated record. The coding region runs from base 1 to 2397 and encodes 798 amino acids. Lineage: Eukaryota; Fungi; Basidiomycota; Malasseziomycetes; Malasseziales; Malasseziaceae.